This is a messenger RNA of Trichomonas vaginalis G3, 273 nucleotides long. RefSeq names its product SUMO transferase protein. NCBI's taxonomy places the organism in Eukaryota, Parabasalia, Trichomonadida, Trichomonadidae. The coding region runs from base 1 to 273 and encodes 90 amino acids. Gene Ontology annotation, molecular function: SUMO ligase activity; zinc ion binding. Gene Ontology annotation, biological process: protein sumoylation. The record is from RefSeq and is a predicted model, not a curated record. The transcript has a single exon.
AUGAUAAAUCAAAUAGCUCUGAAGGAGCCAGUUAGAAAGAUUUGCUGCAACCAGCCUCCAAAUGGAAUUUGUCCUCUGACUCAUAAAAUUAUUACUCGACCAGCAAGAGGAGUGAAUUGCAUGCACGGUGAAUGCUUCGAUGUGUCUGGAUUUAUUUGCAACUCAAUGAGAAAUAAUUCAUGGCAGUGUCCGAUUUGCAGAAAACCACUCACAAUUGAGGAUUUAAGAAUAGAUCCUUACUACUUCGCUCUUGCAAGUGGAUCAUUAACUUAA